Molecule: messenger RNA, 1341 nt
Organism: Apaloderma vittatum (bar-tailed trogon)
Lineage: Eukaryota; Metazoa; Chordata; Aves; Trogoniformes; Trogonidae
Gene: GRB14
Product: growth factor receptor-bound protein 14
Exons: 13
Coding region: 1-1341 (446 amino acids)
Biological process (GO): negative regulation of insulin receptor signaling pathway; insulin receptor signaling pathway
Cellular component (GO): cytoplasm; plasma membrane
Source: RefSeq, a predicted model, not a curated record
AUGGGGUUUGGAUUGCAUGGUGGGACUCACAUUCGCCCUGUUAACCUAUGGACAGAUGUCCAGGUGAUUAAAGUGUAUAGUGAAGAUGAUACUAGCAGAGCUUUGGAAGUGCCGAGUGAUGUAACAGCCAGGGAUGUAUGUCAGCUGUUGAUAUUGAAGAACCACUAUAUUGAUGACCACAGCUGGACUCUGUUUGAACAACUUACCCAUACAGGUUUAGCAAGAGCUAUAGAGGACCAUGAGUUAGUGAGGGAAGUCCAGUCAAAUUGGAUAAUGGAAGAGGAAAACAAACUGUAUUUUAGAAAAAAUUAUGCCAAGUAUGAAUUUUUUAAAAAUCCACUGAGCUUUUUUCCAGAGCAUAUGAUAUCUUUUCCAAGUGAGACCAAUGCAGCUGUGAGCCACUCUGAGAUAUUACAGAUGUUCCUAAGCUCCAGCACGUAUCCUGAGAUUCAUGGUUAUUUGCAUGCAAAGGAACAGGGGAGAAAAUCAUGGAAAAAAUUGUACUUUCUUUUGAGAAGGUCUGGCCUUUAUUUUUCCACUAAAGGUACAUCUAAGGAGCCAAGGCAUCUGCAGUUUUUCUGUGAAUUCAGCAAUAGUGAUAUGUACAUGUCUUUGACAGGCAAAAAGAUUUCUGGAGCACCAACCAACUAUGGAUUCUGCUUUAAGCCUAACAAAUCAGGAGGAACCAGAGACCUGAAACAGCUCUGUGCAGAUGAUGAACAAAGUAGGACCUGUUGGAUGACAGCAAUUAGGUUGCUUAAGUAUGGGAUGCAGCUGUAUCAGAAUUAUAUGCAACCAUAUCAAGGUAGAAGUGGCUGCAGCCCUUUAACACCCAUGAGAAGCAUUUCAGAAAAUUCUUUAGUAGCAAUGGAUUUCUCAGGACACAAAAGCAGAAUUAUAGAAAAUCCAACUGAAGCCCUUUCAGUUGCAGUCGAAGAAGGAUUAGCAUGGCGGAGGAGAGGGUGUCUACGACUCAACUCACAUGGUAGUCCUAUUGCCACGUCUAACAUGGCUAUACACAGAUCUCAGUCAUGGUUUCAUCAUAAAAUCUCUAGAGAAGAGGCUCAGAGACUUAUUUUGCAGCAUGGACUUGUAGAUGGGGUAUUCCUGGUACGUGAUAGCCAAAGUAACCCCAAAACAUUUGUUUUGUCAUUGAGUCAUGGAUUAAAAAUAAAGCAUUUCCAAAUUAUACCAUUGGAAGAUGAUGGGAAGUUAUUCUAUACCCUUGAUGAUGGUCAUACCAGAUUUACUGAUCUCAUCCAGCUAGUGGAAUUCUACCAACUUAAUAAAGGAGUACUGCCUUGCAAGUUAAAACACUAUUGUGCACGAAUUGCUCUUUAA